AUGGCAGAUCUUCAGCAAGCAAUCCUUCAAAUGGCGGAGCUCCUGCAGAAGCUAGCGCAGCCGACACCAGCACCUAGCAACCCGGAGCAAACAAUCGAAGCCUUAGCAACGAACAUUAGUGAAUUUUCAUUCGACCCGGAAAACGGAAUAACCUUCGAGAAGUGGUACAGCCGUUACGAGGACCUUUUCGAUUCCGACGCCAGGAACUUGGACGAUGCCGCCAAGGUCCGACUGCUGCUGCGAAAGUUGGAUACACCGCACAUACCCGAAAAAUUUCGGAGCGCAAAUGUCCAUAUUCAGCAAACGGUACCAGUGUUUGCAGCUAGUAAAACGGAAGCAGAGGACAUAAUCAAUUACGCUGGCAAAGUCAACCGUGCUUGUGAGGAUUUUGACUUCAAAAACAUGAAAAUUGAUCAAUUCAAAUGCCUGAUGUUUGUCUGUGGUCUCAAAGGUCAUGGCUACGCGGACAUUAGAGCAAGACUACUCUCCAGAAUCGAAAACGAAGUAGCAGGGACACCCGUCACUCUUCAAACCCUGAUCGACGACUAUCAACGGCUCGUCAAUCUUCAAGCGGACACUUCCAUGAUCGAGCGUCCAUCAUUCUCGAAAUCAACGGUGCACGCACUUCAAGAAAAGAAUGACAGAGGAAUCCAUCGUCAGAAACAGCCAUCGAAGCCGGAAAGUAAAACUCCCCGCACCCCUUGUUGGCAAUGUGGACAAAUGCACUAUGUUCGGGAUUGUUCAUUCGCAAAUCACAUGUGCAAAGAAUGCAAACGGGUUGGCCACAAAGAGGGUUAUUGCAGCUGCUUUUCCAAGCAAAAAUCAGUGAAACCGGAAGAGGAGAAAAAGUCAUCAUUCAAAUCCAGCAAAUCCACCAGAAAAGCAAAAUCCCGAGGCGUAUAUGUUGUGAACCACAUCGCUCAACAUUCAAACAAGCGAAAGUACGUGCCCACAUUCAUUAAUGGCGUAGCAACCAAGCUACAAUUGGAUACAGCAAGCGACAUCACGGUGAUCCAGAAACAAAUGUGA
This is a messenger RNA of Armigeres subalbatus, 1029 nucleotides long. RefSeq lists its product as uncharacterized. The coding region runs from base 1 to 1029 and encodes 342 amino acids. The record is from RefSeq and is a predicted model, not a curated record. The transcript is spliced from 2 exons. NCBI's taxonomy places the organism in Eukaryota, Metazoa, Arthropoda, Insecta, Diptera, Culicidae.